Micropterus salmoides (largemouth bass) is the source of this 3609-nucleotide messenger RNA. RefSeq names its product calcium channel, voltage-dependent, gamma subunit 4b (gene cacng4b). Gene Ontology annotation, molecular function: voltage-gated calcium channel activity; channel regulator activity. The coding region runs from base 403 to 1377 and encodes 324 amino acids. Gene Ontology annotation, biological process: positive regulation of synaptic transmission, glutamatergic; regulation of AMPA receptor activity; transmission of nerve impulse. NCBI's taxonomy places the organism in Eukaryota, Metazoa, Chordata, Actinopteri, Centrarchiformes, Centrarchidae. Gene Ontology annotation, cellular component: voltage-gated calcium channel complex; AMPA glutamate receptor complex; postsynaptic density membrane. The transcript has 4 exons. The record is from RefSeq and is a predicted model, not a curated record.
ACAGGGGCGCAGUCUGUGUUGGGACAGAGAAAAGUGUUUGAGACAAAGAUAACGGGUGGGAACCAGAAGCAUGAACUGGUGAGAAGGUUUGAAGUACUCAGAUUUGCUCCACGAUGCUGCUGUCCUGUUGUUUUGCGAGCUCCGAGUCUGUGUGGAGCCUCUGGAGUGGGCACAACUGGUGUCCUCUCAUAUUCACAGCAGCCACCAGUUGGGUUUGAGCAGCAGGUGAACGUUUGAGACAAUAUUCCCACUUCUUCUUCCUCUUUCUCUGGGCUACACUUUUAGCAGAGGAGCAGCAGAAAGACUGUGGACGCACAUAAGUAUGACCAAAGGAUCCGCGCCCUGACGCGCGCCGGUGAGUGCAUGUUGGACCGGUGAGAGUGAGGACUAGUAUGAAACGCCAUGGCUUGGUGUGACCGCGGGGUUCAAACGCUGCUGGCCACCGUGGGGGCUUUCGCUGCCUUCAGCCUAAUGACUAUUGCCAUCGGCACGGACUACUGGCUCUAUUCGCGGGCGUACAUCUGCAACACCACCAAUGCCACCACAGACGAGACGCAAUCGCAGCCCAAAACCAAAAAGGGCGACCUCACCCACUCCGGGCUAUGGAGAAUCUGCUGUAUUGAAGGCAUCAAUCAAGGCAGCUGUUACAGGAUCAACCAUUUCCCCGACGACAACGACUACGACACUGAUAGCUCUGAAUACCUGCUGCGUAUAGUUCGUGCCUCCAGCGUGUUCCCCAUCCUCAGUACCUGCCUGUUGAUGCUCGGAGGGAUGUGUGUCGGGGUGGGCCGAGUCUACAACAAGACGAACAACGUCCUCCUCAGCGCAGGCAUUCUCUUUGUAGCUGCAGGUCUGAGCAACAUAAUUGGCAUCAUCGUCUACAUCUCCAGCAAUGCCGGAGACCCCAAUGAUAAACGUGAUGAUGACAAGAAGUACACUUACUCCUACGGUUGGUCCUUCUACUUUGGCGCCCUCUCCUUCAUCGUGGCCGAAACUGUGGCGGUCCUUGCUAUCAACAUCUACAUUGAGAGAAACAAGGAGGUUCGCUGGAGGGCACGGCGUGAAUUCAUCCGCACGCUCUCUUCCUCUUCCCCAUACUCGAGGAUACCGAGCUUCCGCUACCGUAGGCGGACAUCGCGUGCCAGCUCUCAUUCUACGGAGGCAUCGCAGGAGAACUCGCCAGUGGUGGGUCUGAAGAGGGCGCCAUCUUCCAGUGGGCCCCUGGACGAGCUGUCCAUGUACGCCCUGGCGAGGGACAGUGUGACGGAAAACACGUACAGCCCUGAACACGAGGCCGCUGCCGAUUUCCUCCAGGUUCAUAACUGUUUCCCCAAUGAUUUAAAGGACGGAGUGAAUCGCAGGACCACACCAGUGUGAGAGGCACAUUACUGGGCCCGCGGUUCACCUGGAAGUGGAUGAACAGGACACAAUCUGUUAGAGCCAGAGAAGAGAGGACAAUCAGCUGGACAGAAGAUGAGCCAAUUAACAGAACCUGAGUCAUUUAUCUGCUUUUAGGGAUCAUCACAGCAGAGUUACAUUGUCUGUGCUGUGCCCGAUGCGAAAUUUUGUUUUCCUUCAGCUGUCGAAAUGCUUAUUUAUAUGAGCAGUUUGUGGAUCACAGCCCUUCUUUGUGUAAUGGUGACUGAACAUUGUGGGUAAACUUGAGAGUGAAGUGUUGAGAGGUGCCAAUCAGCAGUAUUCUACCUGUAAAUUAUUUAACAAGGUGCUAAAUGAAAUGUACCCUUCAACUUGAAAGUGUUCCAUUUGUGUGUGCAAUUGCUAUAAAGUGUCGACCUCUCGCCAAAGUUUGGAUUGUGUCCUCAUAACCAGUUUGUUCUUGCCUUAUACUCUAAUCAUAGGUUCUCUCAGUACUGUCAUUUUAAAUAAUGUACGGCCUUUUAAACAAACUCAAAUUAUAAAUAUUUUUAACACGUCUUUUUUUAUGGGAGUAUUGCGCGGGAGUCAGUGUGUUUACAAAUGAUUGACUUGCUGAGUUGUAUUGAAUGUUUAGUAUUUUAGCUUAGUGUACAAGUCGACCAUCCAGUCCUACUGAUGAUAUGAAAGGUUUUGUCUCCCUCGCUGCCUCGUCCUUAAUCCUAUUCUUGUCUGACAUUUGUCAGAGGAACAAAAUGUCCCCUUUUGUCAGUGAAACACCUUGGCCCCUUUUUAUUCACUUCAUAUCAGUCCGCCAUCCUUCCAUCACACCCCCUGAUGGAUGUGACAUUGUGUCACAGCAGAACAGCAGCUGACAAAAAGGGGGGUGCCCAGAACUGUGAAAAUGGCGCAGGUCAGGACUUCCUUUUGCUCAAAAUGAAGCCUGGCAUAUCCAGAGUGUUUAAUGGAUCUGAGCCAGGCGGAGAAUGUUUGUCCGUCUGUCACAUUGCCUGUGAGUGCAUCUGGUUGCCUUUUCCAGCCUCUCAUGUCAAACAGAGGACCCAGACAGAAGCAGAGGGAGCUGUCUGUAACUGCGUCCCUGAAGGAUUUGUCUCCAGCAACCAGACGUGUGUGUGUGUGUGUGUGUGUGUAUGUGUGUUGUCGUCCAUCACUGCUCUUUUGUUUGGCUCUCUCAGGAAAUAUUGUAUUCUUGUGGCAGGUUGAACACUUUGAGGUCCUCUCCCUACUUCAUGGCAGUGCUGGGAAAUGGACCAGUGAUAAAGAUAAACCUGGUGAAAAUGAGUUGAGAAAAAAAAAAUGCCAUUUCUGUAUUUAGUAAAUGCUGUGAGUGAUUGUUUGAACUUGCUCCAAGAACCAGCUGGGGUGAUUUUUUUCAGUCUUAGGGCUAUUCAGAUGGUUCGGGUUUGGCGAGCUCACUCACUCAACCACAGAAUAGUAUUUGAUUGUAUUUAGUGUGUUUGAUAUUCCAUUAGAGACACCACUUAAUAUGUGAGGCUGAGCAGAUGUAAAAGAAAGCCGUCAGUAUGAUCCAUCCAGACUCUAGAUCUUUUAUAUUACAGUUUGGGGAAAAUAUCAAAAUGUGUUUGUUUGUAAUGUAAAGCUGUAAAGUUGUAUAUAAAAGUACAAUAAAAAAUACAAAAAAGAAAAAAAAACAAUGUGAAUGUGCAAAGACAUGAGCAGAGGAUUCAAACCAUUAUUUUACUGAACAAUGUCUCAAUAAUAAUGCCUUGAUGCGAUAUGGCAUUGGUCAUGCUAUUCAACUUACCAUUCUGUAUUCAGGUAAGCACUCACUGGUUUUGCUGUUAUCAGUCAAACUAGUUAAAUAUUCUGUUUUGUAAGGUGAAGUACAAUAAAUACAUUUAGCAGACAAAACUAGAUUUCCUAUUUCAUGCGUAUGCAGCAGCUUUACUUCACUAUAUGCUGUAAUAUUCAUUUUUGGCUUACUAUUGUUGUAAAAUAACCUCAAUAAGCACAAGACAAUAACGGUGGACGUUACGGAUGUUUAGAAGGGAGGCGCUAAUUGGUUGCAUAAUAGAAAAAACACGGGGAAAGAAACUGUAAAUGUGCUGUAUACUGUAUUUCCUGCUUUUAGUGUUCCAAUCAAACAAGCAUUUUUAUUUCAUCUGAACCUAAAUUGUUUUUCUCAUCAUCGCUUUCCAGUUACAACCCAACACGUACUGUACAUAGACAAAUAAACUAAAUCAGGGUUAUAUU